Molecule: messenger RNA, 3708 nt
Organism: Merops nubicus (carmine bee-eater)
Lineage: Eukaryota; Metazoa; Chordata; Aves; Coraciiformes; Meropidae
Gene: CCDC141
Product: coiled-coil domain containing 141
Exons: 18
Source: RefSeq, a predicted model, not a curated record
GAAUGGAAUUCCACUGUGGAAGAACUGGAAGCUGUAGCACUUAAGAUCUUGCUUUCAGAGGACUAUACAGAAAAAGAACAUCUGAAACUUUCAAAACAGAGAAUCUGUCUCUUGCGAGAGGAGGUGUGCUUCCGUAUGGGAGAGAGGAAGGCCCUGCUACAGGAGGCAAAUGACUUUUUUCAUUCUGCUGGCAAGGUGCUUGAUGGUUUUGAAGGUAUUGAGAAUUACCUUAAAAUCUUUCAUUCAGAAGGCUUACCUUUACCUACCUUGACAGUGAAGUAUGCAGAAUUACAGGAAGCAACUAAAAGCUGCACAGCAACUACCUUGCAGAAGGGACAAACUUUACUUAAUAAAGCAGGUUCUCACAGGUCUUGGGUGACAGGAAUUCAGAAAAUGAUGGACUAUGUUCAAGAGAAGGUAGACCAAUUAACCAGGCAAUGUCCAGACUAUGAGGAACUUACUUUGAAGAAACAACAAUGGACUGCCUUGCUUGAAGAUCAUCUAAAUAAGGUAUCGCAGUCGAUUGAAAAAAUCUCCCUGGUGCUUGCAGUUGGAAUGGAGCCUGGUUCAUAUUUGUUUGAGUCGGAAAGAGUUUUGAAUGAGCACCUUGAACUAGCUAAAAAAACAAAGGAAAUUUCACAUGAACUGGAAGCUGCUGCGAGAAUCAUCAAAGAUAUGGAACAGCUUGAACCUGAGCAGGUGGCAGCUUUUUCUAGCAGAACACACUUCCUGAAUGAAGAACUGAAAAAAAUUGAAAAAAAUAUUAGUUCGAAACUAGAAAUUCUGGAAACCUAUGUGGCCUUUUUGAAGUCAGCUAUGGAGGUGAAUGAUGAAAUUAAAAACCUGAAGGAAUUCUAUAAAUUAGAACCACUGCAAAAAAACAAGGAAGCUGAAAAAAUUCCAGUGGAGUCAGCUAAUACUCAAUGGCAAAAGGUUAUAAAGAAGAUUUUUUCCACCCAAAAUAUGGGUUGCAAUUUUCUUAAUUUAGUAAGUAUGGUAAAUGAGAGUUUAAUAUCAAAAGUGGAAAAAUUUGUUCGAGUAACAGAAGAUACCAUUGUUAAUCUGAGUAAAGAAAAGAAAGACCUGACUGACCUUUGGGCAAUCUGGAAUUUUAAAAUUACUCAAGUAAUGCCGGUCAAGCAACAGUGCCAGAUAUUUAAAGAACAACUGAAAAUUACUACACAUGGAUUAGAGAUUCUUCAGGAGGCUCUCCAGCUUGCAGCAACAGUUGACCUUGGAAGUGACCUUUUAAUUGUUUUGGAACUGCAAAGGAAGCUUAACCAAAUGAAACCACAGUAUCAGCAACUGAAUGCUGAACUUGAGUACCUGAUGAAAUUAUCAGAACUGCCAAGUCAGAAAGGAUUUCCUGAGAAAGAGAACUCUGAGGGAAUAACUGAGCUUAUUAAUUUCCAUCAAACGAUAAAGGACACAAUGACAAAAUAUGAUGAGAUUUUCAACAAGACAGUCAAAUUCCAUCGCACUAAAAAAGAACUGGAAUGUCUAUUCAAAUCAGGAGAGCUGGAUAUUCCUGAAAUACGUGAGAACCCUGAAAGCAUGCCCCAUGCCGAAGCCUACCUUGUGAAUGCUCAAGAGAAACAUGCACAUAUCAGACAGCUAUAUAAACUGCUUAUUUUCCAGGCAGUGGAUGUCUUGUCUGCAGUCCAGCAACCCAAUUGCUUGAAUGUUUCUGUAAAGAAUCUGAAGCAAGAACUUGCUAGAAUUGAGUGUGAUAGCAUUAACUGGAGUUCCAAAGCUGAUAAGUAUGAGGAAGAACUGUCAAGGCAUUUCCAACACUACACCACUCAAGAGGAGAUAAAUGAGCUCAGAGAAUCGUUUAAGGAUCUCAAGAAGAAAUUCAACAAUUUAAGGUUUAACUAUAUGAAGAAAAGUGAAAAAGCUCGAAAUUUGAAAGUACUUAAAAUACAGAUUCAGCAAGUUGAUACAUAUGCAGAGAAAAUACAGAUUCUUAAGAAGAAGAUGGACAAUUUAGAGAAGAAAGUCAUUGGCUCUGUAGGAAAUGAACUUAAUGCUAAAGUUAGAGUCCCCUUGGGGUCAGUUAGUGACUUACAGAAACAGCUGAAUGACUUCAGCAGAGUUGUGGAGGAUUACAAGCAAAAUCUGGAUCUCAUGGAGGAUCUGCAACAGAUGAUGGAAGAGUGUCAAUUUUGGUUUGAAGAUGUGAGUGCAACAGUUGUUCGAGUGGGCAACUAUUCUGCGGAGUGUAAAACAAGAGAAGCAAUAGAGACUCUCUACAAGCAAUUCAAUAAGUUUAUUGAGCCUGCAGUGCCUCAACAAGAAGAAAAAAUUCAGCAGAUUGUAGACCUUGCUAAACAGUUAUAUGGUAUUGAAGAAGGAAGGAAGUAUGUUGAAAAAGCCAUACUGAAGUACGAAGAAGUCAUUAAUUCUGUUGAUGAGUUGUGUAGAUCUCUGAGAGAACUUAAGAAGAUUAAGAAAGAUGAGUUUUCUGAAGAGUUGGUUACUGUUCAAAAAGAAGAAAAUGGUCAAGAAGCAUGUGAGAUUGUUAUUAAAGACAAAGCAGAGGAACAAAAGGAGCAGGGGAGGAAUAAAUUGGCUGAUAUUCCAAUUAUCUGUCCAGCGGGUGAGGAUCUCGUUUCACAGGAUACAGAGCUGUCAUCUUCAGCCAAAGAGGAUAGUUCACAGGCUGAAUUCCUGGCAGAAGAAGUAGCCUCUGGAGAUGAAUAUGAGUGUACAUCACCUGAUGAUAUCUCUUUGCCACCGCUUUCUGAGACACCAGAAUCCAACCUCUUGCAUUCUGAAACAGACCUAGAAGAGCAGUGCUGCUGUAGUUCUCAUAGUCUGCAUGUCAGUUCCUGUAGCUUGCAAAUGCAGAAAAAAGCUGGUAUUAAAAGAGUGAUGGAAGCAUCUGAUCUUUUAACAAAUUCUGCUUAUGCUGAUGCUACAAAUAAUAGAAUGGAAAGUCCACCAGAUCAGUUUGAGAAGUUUUGUAUCUCUUCAGCAGAGUCUGGUCCAAAAGUCAGAGCAGUCUCUCAUUUGACUUGUAGCUUACAAGGAACAUGUGAAGCUAGCGCAGCUUCUUGCAGUAUAAAUGCCCAACCAGUAUAUAGCAUGCUGAGUGAAGUGUGCAAAACACAUUUGCAACACCUUGAACUUUGUAAAAGCAUGGCAAAAACACAAGAACAAUUGCAUGGCUUGAAUAACUGUAUUAAAACCCAGGAGAGGCUGCAUGCUUUGCCUGAUGGAUUCUCAGGUCUCGUGUUUCAAUCAGAUGCCACCAGAAGCUCUCAGAGGCAGAUGGUCACCCGAGAAGAGAUUAAAAGUUCAUCAGAAAAGAACAGCAUGGCCAGCCUAACUGGACAGGUGCCUAACUUCUCCCAGCUUCUGUCUAACAAAACCGUCAUGGAAGGUUCUCCAGUAACUUUGGAAGUAGAAGUAACGGGAUUCCCAGAGCCUACACUGACAUGGUACAAGAAGGGACAGAAAUUGACUGCAGAUGAGCACUUAAAGCUUUUGCAAAAGGAGACAAAGCAUACUUUGUUCAUUCAGAAGGUGUGUGAUAAAGAUGCUGGCCUCUAUGUUGUUCGUGCUAAAAAUUUGAACGGCACUAUCUCCUCAAGUGCCAUUCUCCACGUGACAGGUAACAGGCCACCUAUUAAAAGAAUAGACUGGAUAAUGGUGUGUGUUCUUUAUAUUAGUGUAUCACUAAUGUACUGGCUAUUCACAAAAUAA